AUGUUGGCCAACGUCGUUUCUAUCAUCACCAACCUCGCAGCUCGAACACUGGUUGCCUUCCUACGCUUCAUCGCCAACGCCAUCUUCGAGCAACUUGUCUGUGCUCUUGCUUGCUCCACAUACACCUGAGCCCCCGGAUGCCUGUUGCCCACCACCCAAGCCACUAGAGCCUAAUGCCCUGGUGCCCUUGGUGCCUACGCCUUGCAGCCCAGCACCCCAGCAUUUGCAUCUUUUUACCUGGCACCAAUCGCCCAAAUCAUGCUCGAUGCCCAGUGCCCAUCACCUAUUGCCCGGUGACUAG
Messenger RNA from Ilex paraguariensis (yerba mate), 301 nucleotides. NCBI's taxonomy places the organism in Eukaryota, Viridiplantae, Streptophyta, Magnoliopsida, Aquifoliales, Aquifoliaceae. The record is from the annotation of a GenBank genome assembly.